AUGCUGAUAAUCUCUAUUAACUCGGACACCGAACAGCUUGAGUCAAUGCGAAAGAGUGGAACAUUUGAUAUGGAGGCAAUCAUGGAAGACCGUACCGAACUGACGGGUGCAGGCUUCGGAGAUGCCAGAGAUAAAGUCGCGAAGACUGCACAGAUCAAGGAAAACGAUAACCGGGACUUCGCCGGAGAGACGACUGAUACGAUCCGCGAAUAUCUGACUGCGAUCGGACAGCAUCCGUUGCUUAGCAAGGCGGAUGAGAUUCGCCUCGGCCUCGCUGUGGAGCGCCGGAUGGAAUUGAAGCAGCGUCGACAAGCCUUUGAAGAAGAGCACGGAUAUCCUCCGUCAACUGCUGAACUCGUGGCCGAUAUCUAUCGGGCGCUGAGUGACUAUAGGUUCACGCUUCUAACAUUUGCUGCAUUGCUUGACCAUGAACUCAACGACAAUGCAACGCUGAGCGAGGUGCUGGCAAUUCCCGAGGUCCGGGAUGCGCUUGAUAUGCCGAUGGACGCCGACAUAAAGUCCGGGAUGGCGGUCGCGCUCGAAGCUAAGGAUGCGGAUGCCGCGUCGCAUGUCGGUUUAAUCUCAAAGCUGCGUUGGCUGCUUCCGCUCCAGGUUAUCUCUAUGCUCGAAGACGAUGCGGCCAAUGAGCUGCCCGAUGGCGCCAUCAGGGAAGUUGAAGGCUGGUGGAAGUGGAUAGAAAACGCGGGCAGGGGCGCCGGCGAGGAUCUGACAAACGCUAACCUGAGGUUGGUCGUAAGCAUCGCGCGCAAAUACCAGAACCGCGGCCUGCCAAUGCUGGACCUGAUCCAGGAAGGCAACCUGGGCCUGAUGCGCGCUGUCGAAAAGUUCGAUUCGCACAAGGGAUUCAAAUUCAGUACAUAUGCGACCUGGUGGAUCAGGCAGGCUGUUACGCGCGCUCUGGCCGACCAAGGACGCACAAUUCGGUUGCCAGUUCACGUUGUUGAGCGCUUGCAGCAGCUAGGCUCGGCCGAGCGCGAACUGCACCGCAGGCUGGACCACGAGGCUUCUCCUGACGAGAUUGCCGAAGAACUCGGCUGGUCGAUUGAGAAUGUUGAGGUUCUGUUGCAGCAGAGGCAGCACACCGUUUCGCUGGAAACCCCGGUCGGCGAGGAGGAAUCCACGCUUCAGGACUUCAUACAGGACACUGGGGGUUGGGCGACGGACGAGAUGGCGAUCCGCCUGGUCACCCGCGAGAAUGUUGUUGAUGCAAUGCAAGACUUGCCGCCUCGCCUGCGUCUUGUGCUCACCCUGCGUUUCGGCUUCUUUGACGACCGUCCGAGAACACUGGAAGAGGUAGGGCAGGAGCUGGGCGUUACGCGAGAGCGCGUGCGGCAACUGGAAAGGCAGGCGUUGGACAGACUGCGCAGUUCAGGCCGUCUGCCAUCCCUGGCAGAGCAAGGGGCGAUCUAA
Molecule: messenger RNA, 1431 nt
Organism: Geodia barretti
Lineage: Eukaryota; Metazoa; Porifera; Demospongiae; Tetractinellida; Geodiidae
Source: the annotation of a GenBank genome assembly